AUGCAUAGUAGAUUGUACUUCUUUAUUAUACUCAUACUGCUUGAGUUUGUAUUUGUAACGGGAGCACCUUCACUUCUCGCUAAGGUCAUUGCCAACAAGGUCAGUAAUGAAGGCUCAAGCAAUAAAGUGAAAAGUGAUGUUUCAUCCAAAUCAUCGUCAUCAUCAUCGGCCUCAUCAUCAGCAUCAGGUUGUUUUGCUAGCGAUACAUUAAUCACUUUAUCUAAUAAAAAACAAAUUCCAAUUGAACAACUUCAAUCCAAUGAUAAAUUAUUAACAACUGAUGGAUCUAUCAUUUUCAGUACACAAUUUAUGUUGAUGCUUGAUGAAAAUAGAUUCUCGCAAGCUAUGUUUCAUACUAUUACAACUGCAUCUGGACAUAAUGUUAGUCUUACUGGACUACAUUUAAUUCCAAUAAUUGAAAAUAAUAAUACAAUAAAUUAUAUUCCUGCUAAACAGAUUAAAAUUAAUGAUAAUGUUUAUGUUAUGUCUAAUGAUCAACUUAUUUCAUCAGCAGUUACAAGUGUAACCAUCGAAACGAAAACUGGUUAUUAUGCACCAAUGACCACAAGUGGUACAUUGUUUGCGGGUGGUAUUAUGACUAGUUCUUAUGCCAAUGUUCAGAAUCAUGAAGCAGCACAUUUUUCUAUGGGUUUAUUACGUUUUUAUUAUUGGUUAGCUCAAUUAUUAUUUAUUAAUGAACCUUUUGGCCAUCAAAACAUCGAAGGUAUACAUAUCGUACCAAAAGCUAUGUACGAACUUGUUCAAUUCUUAUAUCCAUCGGCACUUCGUUUUUCAUAA
Rotaria sordida is the source of this 798-nucleotide messenger RNA. NCBI's taxonomy places the organism in Eukaryota, Metazoa, Rotifera, Eurotatoria, Philodinida, Philodinidae. The record is from the annotation of a GenBank genome assembly.